AUGUAGCAAGUCCUCCAUUGAUUUACCCAUGAUGCAUUUGAAUUCCCGCUCUCUUGAAACAUGGCGGAAAAUGUCACGAAAUUACAGAAUUAUAUUAGGCCUACGCGUAUGUUGUAGUGGGGCUAGGAUGAGUUCUGAUUGAUGAUAUCGGAAUCGUUGUUUAGUUGGUUAUUUUGACCAGCAAUGAAUGAAGCGCAUGUGAACAAAAUUCCUGAGAACAAUACAAUGGAUAUAGUUUCCAUGGCGUUUUCAAAUGUCUCUGAAAGGAGUGAUUUAAUUGAGGUUAGCUCUAGCGUUUCUCCGACCACUGAAGAUGCUGAAGCCGGUAACAAUGCCUCCGCCGCAGAGAGUGUACGUUGUGAGGACGGAAAUCAGAUUGUGGAUGUGCAUCAAAGCGAUCAGGUCAAGAAUCGUCCGAGUCCUAUAGAAAUCCCACUUCCACCCAAUGCCAUUAUCAGCGUCAACGACCAAGGAGAACAGACGAUUGAGUUGGCCCAAGUUGCUGGCGAUGAUCAUCAAGCUCCGGACAUGCCCGACCAAACCUGUUCAAUAGAGCACGUGGAACAGAUCGAGCAAGUGGAAACUGUCGUACACCCAGAUGAGCAUCAGCCGGGUCCUGCCGGGGAUGUAGUCCCCAUGUCUGUCGGGGGAGAUGGGCUUGAAGCAAUAGCAUUCCAAGGAACGGAUGUUGGCAUGAUUGGAGAUGAGACGUGUGUUGUUCCUGUCACCAUCUCUCUCACGGAUGUUCAAAAUCUUCAGCAGGUUGUCGGUGGAGUGCACAUUGGCCCCAGUGGGGAAUCAGUCCAGGUUUCUUCGACAAAUGUUGCGGUUACCUCAAGCACGCCAGGGUUGUCUGAAAGUGCCAGCUCCUUGUUUAGUUCGUUGGCCAGUAUCAUAGACACCAGCUCAGUUUUAACAACUGCUAACAUGUCAAGUGCUUCUCUGCCGGCAUCUGGCGUAACAUUUGUGAGUGGUGCUGGGAUACCGCUUCCCACUGUUCAAAGCCUAAGUCGUUCUGCAGAGGCACAGCCUCCAGGACUUUGCGCAUCCGGUGCAGGUAUUACAAGCGCUCACAGCGAAAGUAGCACUAGCAACGGUAGUGGUGCUCGAGCUAGUAGUGCAGCCCAGUUUAUCCAUAAUGGGACAACGCUGCAGAAGGUCAACUUUAGCGAUGGCAGUUUCUUAACGCAGAAAAGUCAGCUGAUGAAUGCAAAACAGACUACAGGCGUUGGUGCACAAAGUACCGACCAAGUGGGUAGCUUGCCACCUGUUCAAAAGCAAGAUAGUGCCAACAUCAUUGGGAACCGCAGUGUCUUUUCUCCAAUGACCCUGACUAUUCGGACACCUCCAGGGGCCCCUGCUGUCAAUCAGGCACUGAUCAAUAGCAUAGUGAAUAAUGCGGAAGUGCAGGCCCUGCUGAAGCGGAAUCCUGGGCAGCCAAUAACAAUUGUGCGCGUUCCGGAGGACCCUUCAGAGAAGCGGCAACACCUACCCGGCAUGGUCACUGCCAAGGUCCUGACCAACAGAAGUCCUGGCGGCGGUGGUGUGCCACACAGGCAAAUAGGACGGCCAAGGAAAGAACCAGGCACCGAUGAGGAUGCCAAGGGUUUCCCUGUGAGGAGGCGGGGAAGGCAGCCGGGAACAAAGAUACGGAGGAAAGAAGAAGACUAUGUUCCCCCUGUGUCAUGGCAACCAGUGAAAUCCCGCACCCGGUCUGGGCGGUUAUCCCGGCCACCGGGCUAUCGCACAGAAAACUUCAAGAUGCUGUAUCCCCUGGAAAGGCCUGACAAUCCAUCCUCGGAUGCCGAGGGUGGGUCCGAUAUGGAAGCCGACUCUGGCAGCAGUGUGGCCUUCACUCCUAGCGGCCGUGUCAAGAAUUUCAAGUGUCGGAGCUGCAGUAAGGCAUACAUUGGCCGAGGUGGCCUGGCACGGCACUUCCUAGUCGAACCAACUCAUGGCAAUAUUGACGACUAUGCACUCUCAGAGGGUUCAGGGGCCAAACUUGACGGCUCUACAGCUGGCGAUGUGCAAAAUACUUCCAAUGAACUUGCAGACAGUGAAAUAAACAACAAGGAUGUUGCAGAAGAGAGUGCUGAGUCUCCCCAAAGCCUUGCCAAAGAUGAGGGCGAACAUUCCCGCUUAUUGAAAGAGGAUGUCAUGGACCUAGACGAAGAGCCGGUCACAGACAAAGCCACCGGAGAACCAGCUGAGGAGCCUCCCCCAGAACAACCCUCGCGUGGGAGGAGAGGCCGGCCACCAAACGCCAACAAGGACGAUCCUGAUUUCAGACCGGGGACGUCUGCGAACAAGGGCAGCGUGAAGUCCAAAGACAAACGCAAGGAGACCAUGAGACAGGCUCUGAAGUUCCUGAACCAGGAAGACUACAUGGACGUCUGCCUGCCGCGCAUGGCACGCCAUCUCUCCCCAUGGGACUUCCUGGUCAGCAAGGCAGAGAUUCUCAAGGAAGAUACACCCCAGGUGUUGAAGGUGCUACAGCUGUUUGAGGAGCUUCUGUCUGACGUCAGAGAGAUGGCUGUGAAUUGCCUGGAGAAGGUGGAGGAUGAGGAUGAGGAGAUGGGAGGAUUGUACCUGGAUGAGGAUGAUGACUUGGCCAGGGUCUUGGAGUUUGACAAGGGUUGGUACAAGGUCAGUGCGCCCCCUGCUGGAGCUGCAGAACUCCCCUUCAGUGUUUCAAGCCUGCUGAAGAGAACCGCUGAGGCGAUCAGUAAAGAUGAUUUCACCGAUGAGGAUGCCACACCCGUCAAGUUGAGAAAAGUGGAGCCCGAAGAGCCGGAUAUGACAAACAACACAGUUCAAAACCAAGUCAGUUCCCAGGUCAAGUCCACACCCAAGCCAGGCCCAACGAGCGAUCCAAAGUCAAUAACAGUUCAUGUCCACAACGGAAAGGUCACCACGGAGCAAGGGUCGCCCUCCAUCGCUGCGCUGAGGGCCCCCCUCCGAGAGACUGUACCCCUCUCAAGCACAGACCGGAGACUGGCCUCUGCAGAAAAUACAACUGAUCAGCAACAGACAGACUCUGAAAAACUGCCAUCGUCCACUACUCUAGUUCCCAACCAGACUUCAAACUCUGUGAUUCGAAGGGAUCCACCACCUUUAGCCCUGCUGGCAUUGGAACAGCAACCACUAGCCCCAGUGGUAUUAGAACAGCAACCUCUCAACCCUACGGAUCCCAGAAAGCAAUCUGCUGUAGCAACAGAGGACAGCCCAGCCAAAGAACAAAUUGCAGGAAACGGAGGACUGCCUCAGGCGCAAACUCGGUCUCCGAUGGCUCUUGGUUCACCAGUGGAUGCAGAAGCGUCCCCUCCACAAGACACCUCGGCAGGCAGCGCUGGAGAACAGUCUCUGGCCUGGGAGGGAGAGGGGCAGCCCACAUCAUCCGAUGGCGGGACUCAGUUUGUACAUGUCGCUGAGGAGCUGGAAUCGCUGGCUUCAACUGCUGAUGUCGUCAACCAGAGUGACAUGAAGGUGGACCCCACCGACACAGUUCACCAGCAGGAGACGUCGGUGGUGGUGCCGGAGGGAAGUACCAUCAUGCAGAUGCAGGAUGGGACGUUCUUGGUCCAGAAGCCCGACGGCACGGCCAUGCAGAUCCACACCCCCGAGGGCAUGACCAUCGAGACGGUCCAGGAGCUGCUGUCAAUGGAGGCCGGGCAGUGAUGAGAAGGCGACACCAGAUGGUCAACCCAGCCCCUGGUUUCUGGUCUCUGUUGCUUUCCAGUCCCUGUCGUUUCAAGCCCACCCAGUUUUCAGUCCUUACUUAACCACUUCCUGCUUGGGAGCCCAGUUUCGGGCACCGUGUGUUUAUACGCAGAGCCGGGGUGCCCGGUUUCGGA
Acanthaster planci (crown-of-thorns starfish) is the source of this 3854-nucleotide messenger RNA. RefSeq lists its product as uncharacterized. Lineage: Eukaryota; Metazoa; Echinodermata; Asteroidea; Valvatida; Acanthasteridae. The record is from RefSeq and is a predicted model, not a curated record.